AAUGGAUUUCAAUUUUAAUCCACAAUCUCCAUACAUAAACCUUCAAAUUACACACAUCUUUCAUAAAUUGAACAGUAAGACAGAGUAUGAUGUCUUUUAUAACAGUGAACAAAAUGAAAUUUAGGCCAAUGAGCUCUGACAAAUGUAUACCAAAACCGGUAUUACGAGAGGAUUUGUUUAAAAACAUUUCAAUUAUCCUUUAUCGACAGACACGACUUCGGUGGUAUUAUCAGGCGCUCGUAGAAAAGAUGGCGUCGUUAAUGGAGAACUAUGAGCAACAAUAUGCAGUUUUGACGGCUGAUAUAACUGCCAAAAUCGGGAAACUAACUUCAUCACAUGGGGCUGACAAGAAGACCCUUGUUCUUGACGUUGAAAGACAUAUGGAGGAGGCCCAGGAACUUCUUGAGCAGAUGGAACUGGAGGUUCGAGAAGUUGAAGCUUCUACUCGUCCACGUUUGAGGACGCGAGUUGACAGUUAUAGGGCGGAACUUGGUAGGCUUAGCCAAGAGUUUAUGAAAGUUCGGAGUCCUCCAUUUCAAGAUGGAUUGUUUGGGCAAGAUGAUGUAUAUGGGAGUGGAGUAAGCAUGAAUGAAGAACAGAAGUUAAGACUUCUUGAUAACUCAGAGAGACUAGAACGAACAGGGCAUCAUCUUACCACAGGUUAUAGAAUUAUUCUGGAGACAGAAGAAAUUGGAUCUCAAGUUUUGCAAGAUUUACAUGCUCAACGUGAAACAAUUCAGAAAUCACGAAGUAGGUUGCGAGAAACAGAUGCUGAGUUGGGGCGGAGUUCAAGGAUCAUCAGUGGAAUGAUCAUGCGGUCUAUGCAGCAUCGCCUUAUCUUGUUUGGUGUUGCUGUUGUAUUUGUCAUUGUUAUUGUGUUAGAAUCUGCAAUACUUGCAGAAUCCGGAUGCCACCAUCAUGCCUGGUUCAGUAUUUGAAUUCAGAAACUUUUUCAAUCCUGAAAAGUGAAGGGAACAAAAGUGUGUGUGCUUUGAGGUGAUUAACAUUGUCUAUAUACUUUCUUCUAUAAAUCAAAUCAUUUAAAAAAUAUAAUGACUAUGCCUUUACUUACCACAUACAUCUUCUAUCUACUUGUGGAUAUUAUAGGAUUGUGUCAAACAAUUAAAUGUAACCCCUUGCUGAUAUUUCCAUCAGCCAUCACAAUUGAAGUAUAUUUAUAUGUUAUUAUAUACUGUAUUAAAAAUAUAUAACAAAAAUAAAGUUUUGCUCUACACAAGA
Messenger RNA from Zootermopsis nevadensis, 1239 nucleotides. It is a transcript of the gene Vti1a, whose product is annotated as Vesicle transport through interaction with t-SNAREs 1a. The record is from RefSeq and is a predicted model, not a curated record. Gene Ontology annotation, biological process: retrograde transport, endosome to Golgi; vesicle fusion with Golgi apparatus; macroautophagy. Gene Ontology annotation, molecular function: SNARE binding; SNAP receptor activity. Gene Ontology annotation, cellular component: SNARE complex; ER to Golgi transport vesicle membrane; endoplasmic reticulum membrane. NCBI's taxonomy places the organism in Eukaryota, Metazoa, Arthropoda, Insecta, Blattodea, Termopsidae.